CCCGGGUAACCCGGAGCAGCGACGUGACAACACCGGCCGAAUCCCGACGCAGACUCAGCCGCGGCCGCCCGCCCUCUCCCCCGCAGGUCUCCUUGAUGAAUUGGAUAUAAUUCAUCCAAGAACCGGACGGAGAGACCCCACUCCGCCUCCGCAAGGAGUGCUCUUUUUGUCUCUCUCCGCCGUCGCUCCCGCGGCUCGUCCUCCUCGGCGCCGGCGGCCUCCGACCCCCCAAAAUCGUGGUCGCAUUGUGCUGGUCCAUUUGCAGACCUUGUGUGGACUUGAGGCAUCCAACUUCUGCUGAGAGAAGGUAAUAAUACCGCCCCUUGUAUAUGCCUUGUACCUGCUAUAUUUGGAUGCGCUUACCCCGAGAUUGAGGAUUCAUGUAAAAGUGGCGGAGACAGGCCCUGGGCAACCCAGGUCGCGGCCUGGGGCGUAGAACUUUUCUUCCUUGGUAAUUUUGGUGACUUGAAGAUUUGGCCCGGGUCUUGCUAUGUGGUAAUUUAGGUGAUUUCAAAUCCUUCUUCUAAACUUGGUGACUUUUAGUCAGCUUCCCCCAAAACUCACACCUGUAUUUACCUUGGAAAACAUCGUGAUCAAAACAUAACCUGUUUGUACAUGGCACGUGGGCUUGGCAUUAUAGUUUGCUUAAUUAUUACUCCCUCCGAUCCAUAUUAAUUGUUAUCUAGACGCUUCUUAGGCAUAGAUACAUCCAUAUUUGGGCAAAUUUGAGACAAUUAAUAUGGAUCGGAGGGAGUAGUUGCCAAGGAACAGACCUCAUAUUCGGAGUAAUAAGAAAUAACAAUUAUUGACUCUUCAUUCUUUAGUUGCAUUUACACCUGAGCAAUCUAUCUCUAAAUUUGGAAAAUAGUAAUCCACCUAGUUUAUGUAAGGAACGAACUAAACAAGCUUUUGAAUAUUGUUGUUUUGGCACGCCAUCUCCUGGUCUAUUUGUACAGGUGGACCCCAUCCAAUUGUUUUCAAGCAUAAUUAGUCACAUGCUAGAAAGGAGUAACAGAGUAUAAAUUGACACGCUGUGUCAUUUUCAUCAAAAAAAGAGACGAGUCAAUUAGGAUUCUGUUAGUUGUAAUCAAGCAGGCCUCCUGGUUUUAUUCUGUUUGUUUUGACCUGGUGCAAGUGGACAUACAAAGUAGCAGGAAUCACGAUUGUAAUGUUCCUGAGCACUUCUAAUUUAUGGGUGCCUGCGUGCUUAAAGGGCAGCAUGAGGCAUCACCCAACGUCAGGUUUGGAUGGCCAUUCAUUGCUGUCAGAUAUAAAAGAGGCAAUCGGUGGUGGUGGUCUGUCGCCUCCCCGCCUCCUUCUAUUGUAAAAACUUCUCAUCUUCUUCUAAUGCAAACAAUUUAAUCUGUAAUUAAGAUAGUGAUGAUGUUUUUAUCAAAACUGAGAUAACAUUACUAUCAAAUGCUACUAAUAUAUAAUAUUAUUUUAAAUCUAAUUUAUCCUCAGCAAACUGUGUAAUUCAUUUUUAUCCGUAGCCACGCGAGGGUAUUUAGCUAGUUGUCAGAUGUGCCUGCGCAGGUUGAACACUCUCUUGCCCCUUGCUGUUGCAGGAUUCUUGCCUCCAUGUAAAUUCAUUUGGCAUCCCUGAUUUACAAUCCUUUUAUCUAUUUUUAUGGCGGCACAAGAAUAGGCGCUCUCUCCUGGAUCCCAUGCAAACAAUGAGUACACACACCUGGCCUGAACACUUCUCCUGUAGUAAGAAACCUCAUUCCUGUUGCAUGCAAAACAACUGGAGGCAUGUAUGACUAAAACUUCUGCCUCAUCAUCCUGAGCACCGAAACUGAGAUUCCUUUGCAUCUAACUUCUCUGGUUUUUAACGUGGCAACUAUUUUUAUCCUGAAUAAAAUAUGUACAAAUUCAGUAGCGUUGGUAGGCAUAUCCAUAUCAUCUCUAUGCUCUGUGCUUGCAAUGCAGGGUAGUCACCAUUUCUCUGUUGCUCAACUAACUUGUUUCAGGGCCUACCAUGCUUCCCUUGCUCAACUGCUCUACUUGGGAGGCCGAAUGCAUGGCGUUUCAUAUUAGUGUUACUUCAUGUUGGAGAAUUCAACUAUGAGUGUUCUAAAAAUUUAAUCUAGUGGUGCAUAUGCACAGCUCCAUAGUGAUUCAGCUUUAUAAGGUGUGCUUUGAUGGCCCCUUCUUCGAAUCAUGUUGCCGUCACUGGGUUUAAGGUAUGCCGCUACCGGAUCACCCUCCCAACAUUUUUGCUACUGGAUUUAAGCGCCGCCGAGCAGAGGAUUGGACUGGGAACUGAGUAGAGGAGCUAGGAGAACCUGUUGCCGAUGCAACGCUGGUAUUGAUGUAGCUGGUUCCUCAUUUCUAGUGCUGGCAGUGGUGGAAGACGUCCAACCAGUUUAGUUACGGCAAGAUAGGAUAGAGAUGAUUAUGAACUUAUGUUUAUAUUAUACUGGGCUGGUUGGGAUAGGCCAUGUCAGCAGCAUGUGUACAUAUCAGUUUGACUUUUUCCUCUAUAUCAUUCUGUUUUGAGCUGUAGCCCUGAUUUCUAUGUUCACUAUAUCAGACAGCAACUAAUAUGUUCAACUUUGCGGUUUGUGCCUGCCUGCCUUCUGCCUAAGCUUUCUUGAAGCUUGAGCACCAGAAACUUAAUUUGAUAGAUCAUUUCUAGAAGGUAAUCAAUGUAGUGCGCCAUCCAUUCCAUGACAUUAAAUCAGUGCACCUCGAGUUCCAAUCCAAUCUCCCAAUAAAUGACAGUUGUGUGAGAUCUCUAAUGUUGUCCCUACUUGCUGUGGAAUGAAAAGUGUGGUUCUAUCUUCUAUAUUUAGAAAGCAAUAUUUUGGUUGAAUAGUUUGUUGUAAGAACAGCUGAUUCAGUGUAUAUAGAGGAGCACUUGUACGUUUAUUUAUUUAUUUAUUUUGGUUACAUUGAUUUAGUGCCUAGAGCCAAGAGGCAAGGUUUGUGCUAUAUAUGCUCUCAGUAUGCAUCGGCUAGGCUACAUAUUUCUUUUAAUGACUAAAGAGGUAAGCAUAAUAUCAGCAUUUGUACUUCAAGAUAUAUGAUGUUAUUGCAAUGCAUAAUAAGCACUUCGGAACAUAGAUUUCAGCGCUCUAUGUAAUGUGUGUAUUAUUUUGUUCUUAUUUCAUAAUUCUCUAGCAGACCUAGAAAUUUCCCUCUUGACCAGAUACUUAUUCAAUUAUACUCUUUAACUGUUUUCCUGUGCUGUUAGUGUAGGACUGGUUUGAACCAAGCGCCAUGUCUGAAGGAUGGCUUAUGAAGUAGAGACUAGAAAGUGAUCCUUCAGGGCUUGCUUUGACCACUAUAUGGUCUAGCAGGCGAUGUGGUGCAAGAAAUCAUCCAAUGAUUUUGUGGAAAUUGUUACCAGGAGGAGAACACAAAGUUUCAAGAUGAUAGCUAAAAUCAUCCAAUUUGUGAUAUGUUGUCGCUGAUACGCUGUUUGGAUUAGAUGUCGCAAUAUCAAUGUAGUAUUUCCGCUCUUUCUAUAAGCUAAGAGAUGAAUUUUCUAGAAUUCUUUUUUUCUUGAUUGUCAGUUAAGAGAGUUUUGGACUGUCUGGUAUUCUAAUCCAAAGUUAAUCAGAUUUAUUGAUAGGUGCCACUGUUAACUCCUGAAAUUCCCUGUUCUUAUGGUAAAUUUAGGCUUUUUCCAUUCAGUGGUAGACUGGUAGUAUACCUUUGAACUGGAUUUAUUGUCGGUUCCUCAGUCUGAAAAUCUUUAUUCCAGGAAUUAAGGAUCGAAUCAACUUCUUGGUCUCAUCCAAUAUAUAGAGACGAGCAUUUCAUGGUCAUCUUGUUUCAAGAGCUUUGAUAUUAAUGGGUUCAAAGAGGCUACCCUUUGGGCUCAUGUCAGGAGAAUAUAGCUGCAGCAAGCAAUAUGAGUGGCAACAUUUGACCCUUUGUCAAGCAACAAGGGAGCAGCCCCAUGUUGGUGCAAACUUGAACUACCCUGUGGAUGCACCCAGCAGGACUGAGAGGGGCAGCCCUUCAUUUGACAGUGUUUGUGAUUAUGCAAAAGGAGCUGAUGGACAUAUUCAUGCAACAGUAGGCCGAUGCAAGGAUUUUCCAUUUAACUGGGGAAGUAGCACUCAAACUAGGUAUUAUCAAGAGGACAUAUAUCUUCCAACUUACUUCCUGGGUGGCCAUUUUUCUGAGAUAGAUGAAGCAAAGCAUCGGGCCUACAUGGAUAGUUUCCACACAAAAAGUAAACCUGAUCACACUUCAGCUGGUCAGUUGUGUCAUAGAGAUGAAGUAAGCAAACCUCUCACCAAGAAGAAGCCAUUUGAUGAAUUACACACUAUUGAUCCUGGGCGACUUGAGCUUCCUCCCAGCAAGGAUUUUCAUUGUGACUUGGACGUUAGUCAAAAUUGCCGGAAGGCUUUUCACGGCAAGAUGUCACGGACAAAACAGGCAAGACAGAGUUCCCAGAAAAACAGUACUAAUAGGGCUUGUGUUAGUAGACAUGGGAGAAGCAGUCGCCAGAAAAGGUAUGGUGAUCAGCUCUCUGUGCAGGAAGAUGAGAAGAGUCGCCAGAAAAGGUAUGAAGAUCAACUGGCUGGAGAGAAAGCUAAGAAGCAGAUUACUUGUAAGGAACAGAAACCACCUCUGCAUCAUGAGGUACAUCAUGGUGGUUCCGAUGUGACAAGAAAUGAUAACUGGGAGGGAAAUGCUGAAACAGCCAGUGGAGUAGGUCAUAAUGGAGCAAAAGGGAUAUUCCACCCAACAAAAAAUAUUCGAACUGCCGCUACUUGUCUUGGUUCAAAAAAGUCUAAUGAAAACUCAGAAUUGGUAAGUCCCAAGUACAGCAGCAAAUCCAUUGCUUCAUCGAACAAACCAAAACAGAGUGAAGGAAGUAGCAACGAGAAGCUAGGAUCUGACAAGCAGCUCAGUGUUGUUGGUUGCACCAGCAAGCUAGAAUCUGAGAAGCGGCCCAGUGUUGUUGGCUGCACUAAAAAACUUCAAAAGGAGAGAACUGGAGAGUUUUCAAUGCAUAACCUGCAGAAUCUUCCAGUCACUCGUAUGGAGAAGAUCGUACACACAGAAAAUUCAAAUGAUAAUUCUCCAUCUGAAUUACUUCGUGAAUGUUUGGAAAUUUGGAGAAGAAGAAGAUUAAGGAAGGCUACUGAUGCUGAAGCUGAAAAGCUAGUACAAACCGAUCAAACAGUUAUUGUGAGGCAUGGAAGAUCUGCUACUUCUGGUAGCUCAGAAAGCGCGGAUGAAAAUGACGUUGAGUUGGAGGAUUCUGAAAAAUGUGGAAGUGGCACAUCACCUGAUGGAGUACAAAAGCAUGGUCAAGGAAGAGCUAAGAGAAACUCGAAGCAGUCUUUCCGAUGCCCUAGUGGCAGCGAUUGCAAGAAAAACUUGCAAAACAAAAUGGCCAAGCAAGGGCUGAUCUGCAAUCUGGAGGUUCCACCAGCACUAGAACCAAAUCCAUGUGAAAUCAGGCAGCAAAAAGAACAUAAUGAACUAUCAACUGCUCAUCAAGAUGCCACGAGACAAAUUAGCCAGAACAGCUGUUCUGAUACUAGCAUGAUACAAACCAGUCUGAACAUCUGUUUAGAUAGUAGCAAGGGGGGUCAAGCAGCUGCUUCAUGUCCUGAUAGUAGUGCGUAUCAGAAAGUUACUCAGCACAGGGAAACUCAUGAUCAUUUGGAUGCUAGGAGAAAAUAUAAACUCGGUGUCUGCUGUGAAAUUAAUAAGAAAGCAGAAGGUGAUGGUGUGUGUGAACAGAUGGCCUCUUUGAUAACCGAUCCAACACAUCUGGAUGAAGAGAGCGUUGCUGUUUGCUCACCGCAUGAUGGUAAUGUGAAGGUCUAUGGGUCAGAUUGUUCCAAUCAGGGCAUUGAAACAACUCCUUCGUUCAGUGCAUUAAAAUUGGAUAAAGGGACCCAAAACAAUUGCCAAAAGAAGCCUGUCAAUUGGUCGAGUGGAAGUGAUUGUAGAGACAUACAAAAUUGCUCUAAGGCAGGUGAUUGUGGAGGCAUCCAACAGGAUACCAUGAAUUGCAAAACAGACAAACAACUGGCGUCAUCUCUGGUAGAGCCUGAAAAUAAUGUUUAUAAGAAAAGGAUAAAUGAGGAUCAUCAGCCACAUCAAGUUGAAGUGACAUCAAAUCAACAGACAUUCCAUCAAUGUGUUGCUAGACCAGCUGAUCGCACUUCAGGUUUUGUAAUUCCAGACUUGAAUUGUUUACCCAGUAUGAUAUCAGAUGAAGAAUUUGAGUCAUCGGAGGAAGUGAUUAAUCAGGCAACUGGGCACAUUUCAAAACCACAGGAUCCUAGUCAUAUCCUUUCAGCCUUCAGUGAGGCUGCUGUGCAGGAAGAACAGUUGAAGGAACCUGAGAAGAAUGAAUUUGUCGGAGGAACUUGCCGAAAGGAGGUUGCAAAUGUGUCGCGAAUCUCCGAUUCGCAUAGUGGACCACCAAAACAAACUACAAUUGAAGAAAGUAGCACGUCGACCCAUGCGUUCAAAUUUGCCCUCGUCGAAUUCGUAAAAAAUAUCUUAAGGCCAUUGUGGGAAGAUGGCCUCUUAUCACGGGACGUUCACAAAAUUAUAGUGAAGAAAGCCGUGGAGAAAGUGACUGUCACGCUGGGCCCGAAGGUUCCUGGUGCACAAGCAGCCAUCUGUCGUUUUCUAGCAGAGGAAUCUCAAAGUGUGGAAAAACUCGUUCAGGAUUACUUGGAUGUAUACCUGGGAAAGGAAGUUCUUAAAAGGAAUGUGCGUCGUGGCACCUGACCAGUUCCUGGAAACCCCAUGUAGCCUCAGCCCGGAGUAAUUCCCAAGUUUUUCCCUGCUGACUGCACAUUCCUUCAUUUCCAUGGGUAGCUUCAAAACACAAGUAGGGAUCAAAAAGGGAAUGUAAUCCGUCUAGAACUAUCAAUAUGUAGGGAUGUAAUGCAAUGGGGCGCAAAUGUCCACGCAGCCCAAUUUUGGUUUGUAAUGCACGUGGUCAGUCUGUACGUCUAUAAUCCAAGGCCGAAAAUGUGUAGGUAGACAGAUUUGGUUUGUAUCGAACACUUUGAUCGCAGCAAA
Messenger RNA from Brachypodium distachyon (stiff brome), 7017 nucleotides. RefSeq lists its product as uncharacterized. The record is from RefSeq and is a predicted model, not a curated record. Lineage: Eukaryota; Viridiplantae; Streptophyta; Magnoliopsida; Poales; Poaceae. The transcript is spliced from 4 exons. Bases 3802 to 6720 code for a protein of 972 amino acids.